AUGGGGUGUAACUCGAAUCCAAAACAAAAAGGUAUUAGGAUUUGUAACUACGUCAGUAUGGCAGAUAAAACUCUACUGAAUUUAUUUGAUCGACCAACAGAACCCGUCUUCUAUCCUAAGGGUGACAACGAAGUCUUUGAUAUUCCAGAUGAAUAUCUUACUGACCGUUUCAAGCCUUUGGGACACAGCCUAACAGACAGAGUAGGAGGAGGAGCAAAGAAGAUACCAGUGAAGAAGAUAACUCUGCCAGACAUUAGCCUCCCUUUGCAGCUUGACAAAAGAGCCAAUUUCUCACUCUUUCUCCCCUUCCAUCGAAGUAUGGCUGCCAGGCUAAUAGAAGUCUUCUUGGGGAUGAGGGAUUUAGAAGACUUUAAAGCAGCUGCUGUCCAAAGCCGGGAUCGUCUCAACCCCUAUUUAUUUAACUAUGCAUAUUCCGUGGCAAUAUAUCAUCGACCUGAUACGAUGAAUUUAAAUUUGCCUUCACUUGCAGAAGUAUUCCCUGACAAGUUUAUGGACAAAAGUCUUUUUGCAAGAGCUAGACAAGAAUCCAGUCUUAUGGAUGAUCAGAGGGAACCUAUAGAAAUUCCUGUAGAUUACACUGGUUCUGACUUGGAUCAUGAACACCGAUUGGCCUACUUCAGAGAAGAUUUGGGUAUAAACCUUCAUCAUUGGCAUUGGCACUUGGUUUAUCCACAUGAUGGACCAGACUCAGUAGUGAAAAAGGACAGGAGAGGAGAACUCUUUUACUAUAUGCACCAACAAGUUCUGGCCAGAUAUAAUAUGGAAAGACUAUGUAACAAGUUGGGCCGUGUUAAGCGCUUCAUCAAUUGGAGAGAACCAAUGGAAGAAGGCUAUUUUCCCAAAUUAGACAGUUUAGUAGCCAGCAGAAACUGGCCUCCCAGAUUUAACAACACAAAACUAAAUGAUGUUUACAGAGAAAUUGAUAAUACUAAAUUUGAUAUUCAAGAUUUGGAAAGGUGGAGAGACAGAGUUUUUGCAGCAAUUCACAGUGGAACCGUUGUAGAUGGCGACGGUAAAUUCGUAGAACUUUCAGAAUCUCGAGGUAUAGACAUAUUAGGAAACAUCUUAGAAUCAAGUGUGUUAUCAAUUAACAGGAACAUGUACGGUGACAUCCACAACCUCGGUCACGUUGCAAUAGCACUAUGCCAUGAUCCUGAAGGAAAACAUUUGGAAGGAUUUAGUAUAAUGGGGGAUACUUCUACAGCAAUGAGGGAUCCGAUAUUUUAUAGAUGGCAUGCUUUUAUUGAUGACUUGUGCCAGGAACAUAAAAACACCCUUCCACGUUAUACUACACAACAGCUCGGUUACUCAGGCGUAAGAGUAGCAUCUGUAGAGGUUCAAACUGAUAAACUACAAAACAAAAACAAACUAUUUACAUUCUGGCAACAGAGUGAUGUAGAUCUAUCUCGCGGUCUAGACUUCGCACAAAGAGGACCUGUCUUAGCUAGGUUCACACAUCUCCAACACAGACCAUUUAGUUAUAAAAUUAUGGUUGAAAACACCGGCUCAGCAAGAAUGGGUACAUGUAGGAUUUUCAUGGCACCCAAGUUUGAUGAAAGGGGUCUUCCAAUGUUAUUCCGAGAUCAAAAGAAUUUCUUUGUUGAGUUAGACAAGUUCACAGUCAAUUUGAAAAAUGGUAAAAACACAAUCACCAGAAAAUCUUCUGAAUCUUCUGUGACCAUCCCUUUUGAAAAGACAUUCAGAAACUUAGACAGUGGGAGACCUAAUGCUGGAGUGCAAUUGGAACAGUUCAACUACUGCGGUUGUGGUUGGCCCCAACACAUGCUAAUCUGCAAAGGAACUUCAGAGGGAUUUGCUUGUCAACUAUUCGUCAUGAUAUCAGAUUUCAAUCAGGACAAGGUGGAGGAUAAGAGUGGCGGCCCGAGAACAAACCAGUGUGCUGAUGCAGUCAGCUACUGUGGCAUCAGGAACAAGCUGUACCCAGACAAGAGGUCGAUGGGCUUCCCAUUUGACAGGCAGCCCAGGGCAGGAGUUGACACUAUCCAAGAGUUUCUCACCCCCAACAUGAGGAUAGUAGAUGUAGCUGUUCACCAUGCCAAUACAAUUGUCAGACCUGGAGUUAUUCUUGAAAAUAACUAGGCAUAACAUCUUUCACCAGAAAACUUAAUCUUCCUAUGAAUAUGACAAAAUAUAUUAUUUUGAAUUAAUGUCUUAUUUAUAUUCUGUUUCAUGCCC
Nezara viridula (southern green stink bug) is the source of this 2217-nucleotide messenger RNA. The record is from the annotation of a GenBank genome assembly. NCBI's taxonomy places the organism in Eukaryota, Metazoa, Arthropoda, Insecta, Hemiptera, Pentatomidae.